ACCUUAUAGUUUUUUGGCAAGAGAAAAACCCUCUCACAGUCUCACCAGUCCACUAAACUUCUCUUUUCUCCUUUCAUGGACUCAUCACCCUUCUCGCAAAAACGCCACAUAGACACAACAACCACACUUGACAGUCCCACCACAGCCUCCACUCCCACCAAGCGACGCCACCAAUUACUGUCCCCGUCCAAUUCAUUCCGCACGCCACAACCACCGCAACCGCCUUUCCUAAAACUCUCUCCUAACGAAGCAUGUUUCCGAAUUCUCUGUCCGGCAGACAAGACUGGCGGUUUAAUCGGAAAAGGUGGGGCCAUUAUCCGCCAGGUCAGAGAGGAAACCGGUGCGAAGAUUCGUAUUGAUGAUUCACUGUCCGGUUGCGAUGAGCGUGUAAUUGUUGUUAUAGCCAAUGGUAAUUCGAGCUCGGAUACUGCUAAUUUGAAUGGGGAUGAAUUACCUAAUUCGGCUGUCAAUGAUGAGUCAUCAUCACAGGCUCAGCGAGCGUUGAUUAGAGUUUUUGAGAGGAUUUUGAAGGUGGAUGAGGAGCGUAAUGCGGUUCAAUUUGAAGGCGAGGGUAAGAAGGAUGAAUGUAGCGUGGUUUGUAGGUUGUUAGCACCGAGUAAUCAGGUUGGUUGCGUGCUGGGAAGAGGAGGGAAGAUAAUUGAGAAGAUAAGACUUGAGACUGGAGCUCAAGUUAGGGUUUUGCCUAAAGAUCAAAUGCCUGCUUGUGCAUCACCUGGUGACGAGUUAAUUCAGAUAACUGGAAACUAUUCAGCUGUGAGAAAAGCUCUGCUGUCUGUUUCAAGCUGCCUUCAGGAAAACUCGAGGGUAGAUUUAGUAAGUCCCUCUACCCCCAAAUUUUCAGGGAUGUCACAAAAUGGAACUGGUUAUCACAUGUCAGAGCAGUUCUUGAGGACCUCUGGUGUUGAGAGUGCUGGAAUCAACCACAGGAUGGUCUUGGAAGAAGAGGUCGUGUUUAAGGUGUUGUGUCCGGUUGACAAAGUUGGAAAUCUGAUAGGAAAAGGUGGCUCAAUUAUUAGGGUGAUGCAGACUGAAACUGGUGCAUCUAUCAAGGUUGCUGAUUCGGCAUCUGAUUUGGAUGAAAGACUUGUUGUGAUAUCUGCAAGAGAGAACCCAGAGCAAAGACAUUCCCCUGCUCAGGAAGCUCUUAUGCGUGUACAGGGCAGAAUUACUGAGAUUGGAUUUGAGCCAGGAGCUGCAGUUGUUUCAAGGCUUCUGGUACAUGCACGUCACAUGAGUUAUCUCUUUGGUAAUGGAAGUAUCCUAAUUGCCGAAUUGCGACGAGUCACUGGUGCUAGCAUACGUAUUUUUCCCAGAGAACAAUCUCCAAAAUAUGGUUCCCACACAGAAGAAGUUUUACAGGUUAUUGGGAGCAUGCAGUCUGUCCAGGAUGCUCUGUACCAAAUUAGUUGUAGGCUUCGUGAUGCAAUGUUUCCUGUGAAACCACAUGUUUCAAAUAUUGCCCCGCCGCAUUUUCCCUCCUACUCUGAAAUUCCAUCCCCAUCAUUCAGGCCAAGGCACGAUCCCGCUUCUCCUGGUUACCACUCGCCUGUUGGCUACCCUCAUGAUCGUGCUCCCCAUUUCUAUGGCUAUGAGAGGCAAGGGCAUGUCCCCUUUUUUGAUAGACCUCCUUCACCUGGAAGAUGGGGUCCUCAGGCAGUCAAUUCUAGAUAUACAGCUGGAGUGGCUGAUUGUAACAGUGCCAGUGAGACUACAGCACCUAAUUUGCCAGGCAUUGUUGUUGAAGUUGUAAUUCCUCACAUGUUGUUAAAACAUGUUUAUGGAGAGGAUUCUAGCAACCUUCGCGAUAUAUCAGGGGUAGAUUUCAGGUGCUAAAGUAGUAGUUCAUGAUCCUGUAGCCGGUUGUACAGAAGGCACUGCUGUUGUGUCAGGGACACCAGAUCAAGUGCGAGCUGCUCAGACCCUUAUUCAUGCUUUUAUCUUUGCCGGGCAGAACAUGUAGAGCUUGCUUUAUCACGAUCCUAGAGGUAGCUGAUGCGGUGGUUUGUUUUUCUCUUGCAAUUCAGUUGACAUGUAUUUGUGAUAGUAAAAUGAGUCUAAAAUAAUUGUCGGAACAUGUAAGAAAAACUUAGUGUAUGUGAGAAAUAUCAUUCGAGGGUCUAGCGGGAAAAAGUCUUAGCAAAGUGGAAAGAAAGAGAAUACAGCAGAUUUUAGGGAAGGAAAAAAGUGAGUUGUACUUGUGUUUACCAUCAUAGCUGAUGUUGGAGUAUUUUGCAGGCAAAAAUCAUGUGGUAUAUGUAAAUGUAAUUGUGACGAGAACAUGAAUUUGUCAGUUCAUUUGAUUCUUGUAGGAGCACCAUCAUGUGGGUUUGUAAGAAAUUAAAUGCAGAUGUAUCUUUCUGUUAUUAGUUUCAAAUCCUAGUAAUUUUUUA
Lycium ferocissimum is the source of this 2411-nucleotide messenger RNA. RefSeq names its product KH domain-containing protein HEN4. NCBI's taxonomy places the organism in Eukaryota, Viridiplantae, Streptophyta, Magnoliopsida, Solanales, Solanaceae. Gene Ontology annotation, cellular component: cytoplasm; nucleus. Gene Ontology annotation, molecular function: mRNA binding. Gene Ontology annotation, biological process: regulation of gene expression. Bases 76 to 1854 code for a protein of 592 amino acids. The record is from RefSeq and is a predicted model, not a curated record. The transcript has 9 exons.